Styela clava is the source of this 10499-nucleotide messenger RNA. RefSeq lists its product as uncharacterized. Gene Ontology annotation, molecular function: GTPase activator activity; phosphatidylinositol-3,4,5-trisphosphate binding. Gene Ontology annotation, cellular component: plasma membrane; cytoplasm; intracellular membrane-bounded organelle. The record is from RefSeq and is a predicted model, not a curated record. Gene Ontology annotation, biological process: regulation of GTPase activity. NCBI's taxonomy places the organism in Eukaryota, Metazoa, Chordata, Ascidiacea, Stolidobranchia, Styelidae.
AAGGUCCUUUUAGUUUUUAAAAUUCCCCGUUGAGCAGAACUUUUUCCAAAUUUAUUAUAUUUUCAUUAUUAAUAUUCUUAGAUUCUUGAUACUGGUAGCAUAUUUGAUGCCACAGAUAUUGUGAGGAGGUGAUCAUGAAUUUUGGUUUACAUCCAAACAACACCCAAGCCAAAAUAGAAGAGUUACUGCUAGUGAAUAAAAAUGGCCUCUGUGCCGACUGUGGAAUGCAACUUAGCAUUGAAACUGCAUGGGCAGUAUUGUCAUAUGGGAUAUUUGUUUGUGACGAUUGCAAACUUGUUCACAUUGAGCAAGAAAACCACUGUAAGGCGCUUGAUCAGUCCACUAAUCCAGAGAGCACAGUCACAGGAAUUCUGUCAACAAGUAUGUACCAGCGUUGGGAAGAAAAAGAUUUCGAGCAGAUGCGAAUUCAUGGAAAUGAAAAAGUCAAUCAAAAAUUACUCAGCAAUGUUCCAGCAUGGCAAUAUAGGCCAACUGCCAGUGAUGGCAUAAAACACAAAGAAUACUGGAUCAAUUAUAAAUAUGGAAAAGGUUCUGGUGUCGGAGAAGAAAUUCCCAAAACUGCUGGAAAAUCUUUUAUCGGAAUUCAAUUCGCCAGACCUAUGCCAAAAGGUAGUUUUCCAUGCUGCGCCGUUCUUCAGAAUGAUAAACUCUACUUGACGUCCGAUGCUAAAAAUGAAGAAAUUCACAUCGAGAAUAUUGAAACAGUCUUGUUCAAUUCAAAACGCAUAGGAAGAGAAAAUGGCGUCCAAUUAACUUAUCGAACAAGCAGUGCCAGCACUGGUGGGAAACAACAUGCCAAUGGUAUCACUUACACCUAUCUUCAGCAUGAAAACAUGGAAACUGUGUUAGAUUGGAUAAAUUUGAUCCUUUACACUAAGUUCAAUCUACUGCAAGGAAAGUUUCCAAACUAUUCUAUAGAUGAAGUGGCCAAAAUGCUUAAUUGUGUGACUGUGAAGGAGUCUUACAUGUCCGCAGCAAGUCACGGAUUGAUUUAUGUCAGUUUGAGUGAAGCUCGUAUCGCUUGUUUUCAACAUCAUCUUGACGAACAGCCGCUCUUUCAUUUGCCAGUUUCAAAGGCUCUCAAACUUUCAGGAGCUCAAUACCUAGAAGCUCUAGCUCAAUUUUUCGGAAUGGAUGUCAGCAAGCUUUAUGGAUACGAAGAAUGGAAUAAAUGUAUCGAACAUGCUCUGAGUUUAGAUAAACUUGCUUAUUUAGCUGACGAACUUGCCAAACCUAUCAAUUCUCAAUAUUUGGCAAAACCGAAACCAGUCGUUGAAACAGCUCCGGCUUUUGAGAAAAAAACAGUUCCAGCAGAAAAACCCAUAGCAUUGUCUCCUGUCGAUGAAAAACUGAAAAUGGUUAACAAUGCAACCGAUAUUAACAAAGCAAUUAAAGAUGAAAGAGGAAAUGAAAAAACUGAAGAGAAAUCUGCUAAAAGUUUUGACUGUUAUCCACCAAUUGGGCCUAUGGGUGAAAUGGGGAAAGUUGCCAGAGGAGAAUUGCCACCAGAAGCCAUAAAGCCUGGUCCACCAAAAAUUGACCAGAACAGAGUCCAAAUGUAUGGAUUGCCUCCACAAAUGCAUCCAACUGUUUCGACUCCACCUCUCAGUCACUCGAUGAUGGGAUCUCAGAGCAUAACUCCCAUGACGUCAAUGAAUCAUCACAUGCCACAGUCUCGUGCCACUAACGUGGAUUGUUAUCCCCCCAUUUCUGGACCGAUUCGUGAUAUGUCCGAUGUGUUCCACCCACUGCCUCGUAUGCCGCAAGAUGAUGGAUAUCCAGUUAUUGAUGAGUUCAAACCAGUAAAUAGUGGCUAUAAAACUCAGGAUCGAACUUAUAAACCAAGAAUGUCAAUGUUCGGUGAACCUGAUCUCGGACAUUUUGGAAGAAUGACUGGCAAUAAUGGCGUACAAUCACCAACUGAUUUACAAAACGCUCAACAUUUUGGUCUGGGAAGAUCUGCAUCCUGGACUAAUUCUGUGUCUGGACGCACUAUGGAACAACAGUGGCAAAUGAAAGCUGCCGAACAAUAUUUUCAACAACAGCAACAGCAGCAACAACAAAAGUCGAUGCCUUAUCGUAUUGGCCCUUCUCCCACUGGCCAGGAACAAGUUAUCAUGGAAAAUUUGCAACGAGAAUGGGCAAAUGCUGAACGUAGACUUCUUGCGCUUAUACACAACGGCUAUGUUCCAGCCUCUGAUAUGGCUUCAGCAGGUUUAGAUGCCAACAGUCUUGAUCACGCUCAAACCUGCAUCUCGGAACUAUUUGAUCUUCUGUGGAAAAAUCGUUACGACCUCGCUUUAUCAUUUUUGCGUGGAUUUCGUGAAGUUUUCUCCAGAUCGGCAUUGACUGAAAUUCGUAACCAAUUUAUAGGAGUUGGCGAACUUGACACAAUGAAACAAAUAUUCUUACAACAAGGACGAGAGAAAUUCCGAAGAUCUCGUAACACCAGCUCCGUAACUUGGAAACAACCCUUGAACAACAACAACGACUUAGAUAGAUCGUGGAAUACUGCACCAGCAUUGGUGCAAAGAGAACCAUCCACUGACUUUACCCCAUGGGGUUUACCUGAUCUGCCCAGCUUAACCUCUACCAAUGUAUGGGGUUCUACACCUGUCACCCCGACCGCUAAUCUCACUUCUCUAUCGUCUGACCCAUGGAACACGGCUGGGAUUGUAACUGCCAAUCCACAAGGUAACAUUAUGGGGGGAUCCAAUGGUGCUCGAUCAUUCAACCGUGCCCCCUCUCGUCCCAUAUCUCAGAGCAGGAGUAGCUUCAGUGAGACCUCGCCUACUGAGGGGUCAUUCGAGUCCAAGACAUCGUCUAACUCGGCUUCGCCUGGAGUCAUUACACCUCCUGCAUCUCUCGACGUUGGAAUGCCAAUGUCUACUACACUCACUGGAAUCGAAACAACUCUCAAGAAUUUGUUUCUCAACUCGAGUGCCAGUGGCAGCACACUGUGGAAUUGAUGGGAUUAUAAUAUACUUUUAGUUACAUCUGUACUGUAGUGAGACAUCGAGUACACUGACUUGACCGUAUGAACUUCCGAACACUGUACUGUCUGUUUCUCGCAACUUUAAUAAUAAUAAUAAUGAUAAUAUAUCAGUCUUCAUACACUACUUUUCAUCGGCCAAAGUUGCAGUGUUGCUAAUAAUACCACACUGGGUCUUUUGCAAUGUUCAUUUUCACUUAUCUAUCUAUCUUAUCUUAAUAUUAACUAUUGCUCUUGUGUUUUUUGCCAUUGAUUGCUUAAUCGUGUACGCAGAAGCAUAUUUUCGCUUUAAUGUAUUGUACAAUCAUUAUUUUGUCGGCCCGAAAUUUUACAAAGACAAUUUAUGUCAUACAUAACAAAAGAUUACUGAUCACUGACAAAGUGCCGCGGCCUCAGGUCGCAGCAUUUUUAUCGUGAAAGCACACACAUUUUGCACAAAUUCAUACUUUUUCUGUCGCUGGGAUUAUCUCGUCGAUUUGAACGGAACGAACGAUUGAAUACUCAGCAAUUUUUGAGGCUGCAUUUUUAUCAUCGAGCCACCUUUACCUCAACUGUGGUCUUUUUUUUGCUGUGAAUAUUUUGUCGUGUAACUACACUAUAAAAGUACUCGAGUUCAUGUCAAAGCGUACAUGGCCUCGAACCGAACGAGGGUGAUAGUUCUGACGUUAUCCCUCUUCUUACCAAACCACCAUUCCGAUUACAUCUUUUUAUAUGUUAUGUAAUUUUGCCGGAUUAAAAUAACAAUGUUCUUGUUCUAAACAUCACAUAAUAUUUUAAAGUGUUAUUUGUACCAAAGUCUUGCAGUGCACAGUUAUUCCAUGUUCCAAUUCUAUAUUGAACCUUGCAAUUCUGUAAGGUGCAUGCAAAGUUUUAUUUUUUAUUUUAAUUUUUUCUUCUUAUUAUUAUUCUAAAAUACUUCUUCGGUGACUUUUUAACCUACCUGCAUGAAGAGCAAUUGUUUGUGUCCCUUAUAUUACUUCGUUUAUCUUGUUUGUUAGUUCCUUGCCACUUUUUUUAUGUUGCAAAUAUCAGCGAGGUCUCGUGCACAAAAAAAAUAAUAAAAAAAAACAAAACAAAAAAAUAUAAAAAAAAUUUAAAAAAUGGCCGCCGGCGUUUUUGUGACAUCGGUGGUCAACAAAAAAAAUUUAAAAAUGCGAUUUGUGCAAUCCUGAUUCGCGUAGUUGUCUAUUUGAUAUUUUGCAGAACAAAAUUAUUCAUCAUUUUUUAUCUAAUUUGAAAAAAAAUGUCUCAACAAGUGUAGUAAUAUCUUCCUCUUCUUGCAUAUUAUCUCCCGUCUUCACCCUUGUGCCUUAACAAUCAUUCUUACUGAGUAUAAUACAUUUCGCUGUCGUUAACGUGUCACGUCUACCCAGCGCAACGGAAUCAUAUGUUAGCCAUAUUUCUCGUUCUGUGCGUCGAUUUUUCGCACGCACUGUGAACGUUUGUCGAGGUGGGCAACGAAAAGCCUACUCUGUGGCAACGAAACUGCGAUUGCUGUCAUCUUAAAAGUAUUAUUAUAUUCUAGGUGCAUAAUUUACCACUGUUUAAUGUGUUAAUAGCAGUUACCAGGACGUUACCAUUCGUAAACGGGGUCACGAAUUAAUCCGUUUUUUUUUUUUGAUUUUUUGAGCUUUUUCAAGUGUACGAAUUUAUAUUUUUAGCUACACUCUCCGUUGCAAAAAGUCUUAUUUUGAAAAAUAGAAAUCUGUUGUUUCAUUGCAUAGUUCAAACAAUACAGCAUAUUCGAUUAAAAAAAAAAAAUUAUGAGAAGAAUCGUGGAGCAUCAAGCUUCAAAAAAUACUGUUCAAUUUAUUUGAAUUGAAAACUAUUUAAAAAAAUUUAAUAUAAUUUUCUAAUGGAUAUUGCUCCUAAUUGUUAGUUCCCGAUUAGAUUGCCAAAAUAAUUAAAUUUUUAAUAAGUGUUAAAAUUUAACAAAAGUAUUGCUUAACAUUUACUACCCCCUGCAUUUGAUUAGAAUGGGAUAUCGCUAUCAUUUUCUGUGUGCAUUAAACAUUAUGUCUUUACCAUUACACCAAAUAAAUUUUUAUCACUAAUGAGUUGAAAUUAUUCUGUAUUUUCAUGAUUUUAAUAUUUUCCAGAAUCGGAUUAAUUUGUGACCUUGGUUUUACUCGUGAAAUUAGAAAUCUCAAGUUUUUCAUUAAAAAAAAAACGGUAUUUUUCAAGUCGUCAUUGUACUUGUGCAUUCUUAAAAAGUGCUAUUUCUCCGCUUUACUAUUCCUAUUUACACAGUGUCUUUCUUAUGUAUGUGAGAGAUUAACUACUACCAGAGCCAAAUUGCCUUCCUAUAUUGCAUUGUUUGCCAUUUCUUUUUGUCACUGUUCAGCGUAAAGGUGUGAUUGAUAUGUCACGCAAGCAAUCGUCCUACUGCUCACAGGAUCAAAUAAAUAAAAAAUCCAAUUUUCAAAAAAAAAAAUUAAAAAAAAAAGUUUCGCACUUCAUAAAACCGUAGUUCCUCCGCUGUCCAAACAUGUUGAAUUAAUACUAACUUCGCAGUUUUAUUUGUUUUUUAUUUUCUAUUUGAGACAACAUGCAAUUUUUUGUCUAUCUAAAGGAUUUGUUUCUCCAUUUUCAAUAGUCGAUAUACAUCGUCAGACACACAGACAAAUAUGGUCAAUAUACAUCGCCAGACACACAGACAAAUACAAACACACAUACAGACUCAAGUUAAAAAUUAUCAUCUGCAAUCAGAUUUUCAAUCAAAAAAAUUAUGAUAAAAAGACUGGUACAAUAUAGGCCUAUAUAUAUAUCAUGUUUGCAACUCCCAGAAUAUAAAAUUCUGUACGUUUGACGUCAUUUACACAUAUAUCUAUAUUCAAUUAUGACAUCACACUCAUAGGUUAUAAAAUUGAUGACAAAAAUUUUGGGAACUCAAUCGAACAUAUAGAUAGAAUAUUUUUGUUAGUAAUCUGUAUUUUUUUAUUGCAUGUAUAAUUAAACUUAGUUAAAGAGUCUUUUCUGGUUCUUCCUAUGCCCUUUAUAUUAUAUGGUACAAACGAAAAUAAGUGCUCUACGUCGUCAACGAAAUAGUCAACAUAUAAACCCCAGACAAAAUUUGUCUGAGCGUGACUACGAACAAAAAGGUUAUUCUUUACCAGCUUGUAACGCUGAAAAUCGAAAAAAUUUUACAAGCUUACAUUUUGUUCCUAGGUAUUAUUAAUGUUCAAAUUUUGUUUGGGGGAUUGAUAUAAAACUUUGAUUAAAGAAUACCGUGAUAAUAUUGAUAUUACAUCGAUAUCUGUUUUUUCGGCUCUUAAGUGUUAUACGAAUUGUCGAAUAUUACCUACUACUACUACAUAGUUUCGUUUCUACGGCUUGGCAGCAUAUACGAGUUUGCGAUUUUAUAUUUUUAUGCUGAUUUUAACCAUAUUUGAGGCCACAUGUAGUGGCAUGACCUUUGACACUAGUGAUAACUAUUUUUAUGCAUUAUUUUUCAAAGUUUGCUAAACUACUAAAUGUGCGAAGCUUAGUUGUUGAACUAAUAUCUACCGUACCAUGUUGACGUGCAUUUUACUCUCACUCACCGUGAUUUUCGCGGUAAUGUCGCUUUUGUUUAGUCACAAAAACUUCAUUUUUUAUCGACGGGAAUUGUUUUGUUUUUCCUUCUUUUUUUGUUUGUUUUUUUUUUGUUCAUUUUCAAAUACGCUUCAGUUAUUUACGUUCAUUGUAUAAUAGUCAAUUUGUGCAAUCAUCGUUUGUUGCACAAAGUAUAAAUAUAAAAAGACUUGCAAAUUGAACUGCAAUUUUAUGUAUAUUCAAGCUUUUUACUGCAUUGAAUAUAUGUGUUAAUUGCAGCUCAUUUUACAGAAUAAAAAAAAUUAUAGCUGCGGCUGGUUGUUCUUUCAUCGAACUGAAAAAAAAAAAAUUGACUAAUCACGAUAAGUCAGUGUGCUUCCUUUCGCAGCAGAGAACGUGUGCCAAAGUUUCUAUGCACAAAUUUCUUUGCUGUGCAUUACUACGGCCCAAGAUUGAAUUUAUCAUCGAAACUCGCUUCUCGAAACUAGUGUUGUAAAACGGAGGCGGCGUUUCGACGAUAAAUUUCAAAUCACGGGCAUUUUUUAUGCAUACAUACUAUUCUUUAUAUUCAAUAGUUUAACCUUGUUACUCAGGCUUUGCUAUUGUUCAUUCAAUAUCACCGUAUCUUUAUCCGCUUAAGACAGCCACAAUUAUUCUCCUAUAAUCCCUUAUUAUGUCAAUUAUAUUUCAUUGUUGUUUAAUUGAUUCAAAGAUAAUUAAUAAUUAAAAAAAUGCAAUAAUAUCUCUGCGGUAGUAGGUUAUUUCAACAAAUAAUACAUUCAUGAACAAUCUCUUGUUGUAUUGCUGUUAAUUGAUUUGAUUUACUCCAAUUUAUUUUUAUUGUUACCAUGACAACUAUGUGCAUUGUGAACACAUUAUAAUAUCCAUCACGAAACCGAUUUUUUUCCCUUGUUUUUAGACGUAAAAAAUUUCACAAAAACAUAUGAAAAUUUUGAAAAAAAUACAUAAAAUUGGGUAAAAUUGAACGCUUUUUUACUUUAAAAAAAUGAUCUUGCUAUUUUUUGCCAAGUAUGAUCAAACAUCGUUCGUAGAUAAAUUCAAAUACUGCCAAUCGAUUAAUCACAUUAAUUUAUUCUAACAGUUUAAUAAAUAUUUCAUAUGGGUGUAUGUAUAUUAUUAAAUUUUGAUAUUAUUUCAGUGCGAUUGUUUUGACUCUAAUAUGCAAUCAAAUUAGUCUGGUGGAAUUUAUGAUCAUUGUUCAAAGGGUUUCAAUCUAAAAUACGUGCUUCAUUUAGUUCUGUAUUAUUAUCUACAGGUAAUUAUUAUUCAUCACAUAUAAAAAAAAAAUGGAAAUUUUAGGAGAUGUUUUGCAGUAUUUUUGCCUCCUUAUAUGAUAACACUGUUUUCAAAUACUCCGGGUCUCUGCUUUGCUACAAAAAUCUUAUAUUAAAAUAAAUAAUGAUAAUAUACAAAACAAAAAAAUGCAAAAAAUUCAAUCUCUCUUUUUGUUUUUCAGUGUUUUUCAUUUGAUUCAAAAUGGACUAUGCAUUUAACUUUUUUUAACUGUAGUCCAAUAUACCCACCAGUUAUUGUAUUGUAUGUAUAUUUUUUAUCAUUGCAUAUAUUAAUACGUUGUUUUGGUAUUCAAUGUGUGAAAUGCUGUACUACUUUGAAUAAUGGGAGCAAUGAAUUACUGUGAACAGACUUCUUCGUCGUUGUAGAUUAUUAUUAUGUUAGAAAAAAUACUCGGAUUGUUAACUGCCGAGCUCUUUGUUUUUUCUUCAAACGUAAAAGGCUGGAGUGUCAGCGCUGUGGAUUGGUUGUUUAAUCUUGGUAUAGUUUUUUUUUUAAAUUAGACUCGAUUCUGAUAAUGGGGUGAACACAUAAUAUCCAUCACGAAACCGAUUUUUUUCCCUUGUUUUUAGACGUAAAAAAUUUCACAAAAACAUAUGAAAAUUUUGAAAAAAAUACAUGGGGUAUUUAAACAGAAUUCAGAUAAUUUGUAAAAUCGUCUUUGUAGUUAUAGAAAGUUAAAUCAUUUUUACGCAUAUUUGUGAAAUAUUUCGUAUACGAAUAGUAUACAUUAUAACCUAAAUUCAUCCAUUUUUACAGAAAAUCGCGACUGUUGCUAAAUUUUUGUAAAAAUCAUAAUUUUGCUACCAAAAGUAAGAUCAAAGGAGAUCUAAUUUUUUUUCGAAAAAAUCAAUAUUGUUCAAAUUUAAUUAUCUGGGGAAUUUCUAUAUUCCAAGUAUCAGUCAGUCAAUCUGUGUAGUAUUUCCCUAUUAUUCAUCCACCUAUUUGUGUGUGUGGAUGUUCGAUCCCCUUCCAAUUCACUAAUCCACGGGCGUUGCCACCAGCCAUCUACAAUAUUUUUGAUAACCAGGAACAUGAAAAUUUUUUACCAUUAUCACUGCAGCAGUUGCGUCAUCAUAUUUUGUUUUUGAAGUUUCUAUUCUUAUUUUUGUACUUUUAUUUGCUGCAUGGCGAACUGCACAAUGACAAUAAGUUUUCUUCCUGCAACCUUGCGCACCUUGCCCUGAUAUACAAGUGUGUACCUAACUUCUAUAUUGUCUAUUAGACUGUCACCGUCUGUCUCUAAUAUCACUGUUUUAAAAUUUAAGACUAGAUAUUAUUUUGCUGCAUUAUAACAUAUUCCAUAGCGAUCGUAGAUCUGCGUCAAGUGGAUCAUGUUGCACCGUCAUCAAAAGCCAAAAACAGAUUAUUAUGCAGUAUUUUUGCUGCUGCUGCUAAAAGUUUCUUCAAAUGAAAUUCCAUGUUUUUUGUUGUUUUGUUUUUUCUUCAAACCAUCUUCAAAGAACAACAUGUUCAAAGCCUGCUUUGCCUUUUUUAUAGCCGUUCCGAUGAACUUUGAAAAAAAUAUCGUUGGGCUGCCUCUGGUAAAGCACAAGAAUCUUAUUUCGACAGGUGUCUUUUUGAUUACUCUGUCUUCAAAUAUCGUAAACAAAUUAUGAGAAUACAAUAAAAUAUAUUAUUAUUAUAAUAUUUAAACUUCAGUCAAAAACAGUAGUAUAAAAUAAAUCUUUUUCUCUGCACUCGUAAGCACUUUACUCUACUUCAUGUCUGAUAUAGAGAUCUCGUACUUAUCGCUUAGAUCUCAAUCUCCAUCAUCUGUUAGAAUAUUUGUGCAAUAUUAUACCGACUAAGUUGUAUUUUUGUCAUGAAAAAACAAAAAUUGGGUGGAGUGUUGGCUGUGGGUACGGUUUACUACGUUUACAUACUGGUAAACAUUGGUUGUCUCCGUUUUUUUUUUCUAUUUUAUAUAAAUAAUUGAUUGUAUUUUUUUUUUCAUUUUCUGUUAUGACAAUUGUUCUUUUCAAUGCAUAAUGCUACAUUCAAGUAAUUACCAAUUUUGGGAGUGGUAAAGAAUUGGGGGAACUUUUUUUUCCUAGAUAUGUAAUACACCUUAUAGCGAUCAAGCUUUUUUUAUAUCGUUUGAUUCGCGGUACUAUUUUAUUUAUUUUUGUUGCUGUUGGCACUUUGUGUGUUUCGCUCUGUAGCAAGUCUGCUUUUUUACCAUAAUCCGAUUUUUUUUUGGCGGCAAAGCGUCAAAUGAUCGACAUUUUAAAAUAUGACUAGUCAAUUAUUUUAAAACAUGAUUUGGCAAAUUUGUCCGCCAUUUUUUUAAGAGAUUGUCAAGUGUGGAACAUAAAAAACCUACGGUAUUUUAAUACUGCGUAUUGGAUGUAAACCAGUCCCUUUAUUGGCAAUAGCUGUUCAUUUUCAACAGUUCUGAUACUUUUAAUUUGUUUGUUUUUGUAUAUUACUGAAUCUGGAAAGCAUUUUGUUUUUAAAAAGCACAAUCGAUGUGGCUGUUAUUUGUACAUAGUAGUGUAUCUAGUCAUACCUUAUAAACUUGAUAUUCUGCGUUUUGGUUCAUUUUAGUUUGUGGCGUUGCAUUAUUUAGCAUAUCAUACCAAUUGUGUAUAUAGUAUGGGUAAUUGAAAAAAAAUUAAUAAAAUUGUACAGAAAA